GAUAUAGAGAAAGAAAGCAGUGUUACUUCGUUUCGGCUCCAAACUUUAUUUCCCCCCGAUCGCUCAAGUUAGUAUGGCUAUCACGAUUGGCGUCGCGGGCAUUACGGGCAAGUUCGCCCGUCUGAUUGUUAAAAGCCUUUUCAAUUCCCCAGAUGUUCAGAUUCGAGGCCUUUGCCGCAACGCUUCCAAGCUACCUGAGAGUUUCCGAGAUUUUCCCCGGGUUACCAUCAUCCAAGGGGAUUCAACUGAUUUAGACACUCUGCGCCGCUUUACACGCGGUUGUGAUGUGGUCAUCUGCUGCUAUCUGGGUGAUAAUGAUUUCAUGACCAAUGGCCAAAAGCUUCUUGUCGAUGCCUGCGACCUGGAGAACGUCAGUCGCUACAUUGCAAGUGAUUACUGUCUGGACUUCACGAAGCUAGAGCUCGGCCAGCAUCCGGCGAAAGACCCCAUGAAGCUCGUGAAGGCACACUUGGAAACAAAGAAUAAUGUUCAGGGCGUGCAUGUUCUUAUUGGCGCGUUCAUGGAGACUUUCUGGAGUGGUUAUUUCGGCGUCUGGGAUCCAGAGACAUGCAAACUCAAUUACUAUGGUGAUGGGGAUGAGUUGUGGGAGGCAACUACAUAUGAAACUGCGGCUCAGUAUGUAGCAGCGGUAGCAAAGGACCAAAACGCUGUCGGCAUGCAGCACUUCCUCGGCGAUCGCCGAACCAUCCGUGACAUUGCCCAAGACUUUGCCGAUGUCUACGGGAAGAAACCUCAGCUCGAGCGCCUUGGUUCUCUGGAUGAUCUCUACAGCAAAAUGCAGACGGUUUACCAGAAGAAUCCAUCGAAUAUCUACGCCUAUAUUGCUAUGUUCUACCAGUAUUACUGCACCAACGGUCAGACCUAUCUGAAAAAGGAAUUGGAUAACUCUAGAUAUCCAGAAAUUAGUCCGGUUACCUUCAAAGGGUUCCUUAACGCACAUAAGAUGAGAGAUCUUGCCGAUGCUUAUCAAAAUGCAGGAUCUGAUGUCUAG
Messenger RNA from Aspergillus aculeatinus CBS 121060, 1012 nucleotides. Its product is annotated as nmrA-like family protein. The coding region runs from base 74 to 1012 and encodes 312 amino acids. The transcript is spliced from 3 exons. The record is from RefSeq and is a predicted model, not a curated record. NCBI's taxonomy places the organism in Eukaryota, Fungi, Ascomycota, Eurotiomycetes, Eurotiales, Aspergillaceae.